AUGAAAAAGAUCCGACAAGAUCCUUGCUUUGCCAACUUUCAACAGCCUCUAUCGACUAACGAACUGAAGAGACUGGCCAACAAGGGGCCUAUUGUAUCAUUUAAUGUUGGCCACAUCAGAAGCGAUGCUUUUGUUGUUACGCAAACGGGCAUCACGCCUGUUUCAUUACCUGAUUUGAAAGAAGAAGACCUGAACAACAACGCCAAACUCUUCCUAGAGAAGCCCAUUGUCACCCAUGGGAGCCUGAAUACUAAGAACGCGAGGAACAGAUCCAUGCUGCGCAUUCUGAAAUGGCUAUGGGAUGUUGCAGUGCAUCCAGUUAUAGAAGCUCUAGACGUCCGUCAGUCACCGAAUGGUAGGAAACUACCAUGCAUAUGGUGGACUUCGAGUGGCCUUAUGGCACUGAUGCCUAUCCACGCCGCUGGAGACCACACUUCAGACGGUACUCCGAACCUGUUGGAUUUCGUCAUCCCAUCAUACACCACGAUACUGGGGGCGCUCGCAUAUCCCCGCGAGACUAUAUGUAAACCGCUACGAGGCACAGAUUAUCGAUUCGCGUUCAUAGCGUCUCCAAAUAAGGCGAAAAAAGAGAGAGAAUUGAAAGUUGAAGAGUCAGCGAGAGAGCUUAAUGACUUGGUUCAACAGCACUGCAAGACCAGGCUUCUCAUAGGCCCAACUAAGAGUGAGACUCUUGAAGUUCUCGAAGCAUGUAAUGCCAUGUUCUUCGGAUGCCACGGUCAAUCGAUGUCAACGCAAACUUGCGAGAGCUAUCUCAAACUAGGCACCGACGCUGACUCACACCUGACGAUCCAGGAAAUUCAGGGCUCGCGACACCGGGACGCCCAGUUUGCGUACCUAUCUGCGUGCUCAACUGCAAACCUAUCAGUUAGACAUCUUGUAGACGGGGUAGUCCAUAUCGCCGGGGCAUUUUCGUUAUUGGGGUUUCUGCAAGUCGUGGGGACGUUUUGGGAGGCUAAGGAUAUCAAGGCCAGAGUAGUUGCUAAGCGAUUUCACGAGGAGCUAAUGCUUCAGGACUGUGAGGAUGAGGAUUGUGUUGCAAGGGCUUGCCAUACAGCGGUAAUGGAGAUGAGGGGAAGUAAAAUUCAGGAUCCGUUGGUUUGGGCUACUUUCGCUCACUUGAGAGCGUGA
Molecule: messenger RNA, 1149 nt
Organism: Fusarium fujikuroi IMI 58289
Lineage: Eukaryota; Fungi; Ascomycota; Sordariomycetes; Hypocreales; Nectriaceae
Exons: 2
Coding region: 1-1149 (382 amino acids)
Source: RefSeq, a predicted model, not a curated record